CCAGCCCUGGCCCUGAAGUCCGCUCUGAGGCUCAGUACGAGAGUGGAACGCGAGCUGAGCAGACGUGGAAAUUCCAUAAAGACAAGACGCGGCGUUUGUUGUGAUAAAGGAAUAGCGUCGGCUUUUUUUUAAAUCGAAUCAGAUAAUACUCCAUAUAUACGUUUAUAUAUAUAAAUUACAAAAAUAUCCUGAAAGUGAAAACCAUUUUGGGAGCCAGUGAAACUGUGAAAAGAGUGUCCACCACCACGUCUCUGGCCAUGAGGCGACUCAAGUGUUCCGUGUUUGUGUAUCUUUUCCUGAUCUUCGAUGCCGGGCAUGCCUUCAACAUCAUUGGCCUCAACAAGCAGAUGCUCUACGAGUAUGUCGGCAAUGUACUGGUGGGAGCCAAGCCCCAGGACGAGGGACAUCCGUCACCACCUACGACAGGCUGGAUUGUGCGGGGAAAGCUGACGUUGCAGAGGCAGAGUGAAUUGGUCAUGGCAGCAGCGCUGGUCAUCGAUGAUGUAACGCUUAACAAUUCGGGGGAGAAGUUCCUGCAGAAUAAGGAGAUGUAUCCACCAUAUAAACCCUUCAAGAUCGUGCUCACAGAAAACGGCAGCAUAUCACAUGUGGUCUUCAAGGAGGGGGAUCCCAUAUGGUCCAUGAAUUUUAAGCGUGCCAUUGCCUCUGUCCUGCAGUUCCAAAUGAAGUCUAGCGGGGCCUUUGUCCUAGAUGAGCUCGGCAUUCACGGCACCUGCCGGACGGAGUACUUUGUGUCUAACAAAACCAACUACAUAUCCAUUAGGAAAACCCCCGAACUGAAGACCUGCACUCCCUAUUCGGAGGCUGUGCACAUCACCAGAAGCAAUGUCCCACCAAACACUUGCGAAUUUGAUCACCAGAAGAGCGUCAUAAUCGGAAACGAGGCCAUUUAUGGAAUGCUGCCGCACAACGAGACGGGCUACUUCCUGAGCAUGGCCCAUGCCAAGGGCACGACUCUAAUACACACCUUCGAGUCCACGGGGGAGGCGCAGUACAUAAACUCCGAGCUGCUGCUGAAUUUUCAGAACGAGACGCCCAUCGACAAUCCCAUUGAUAUUGAGACUUCCAUGGCUGCGGAACCAUCUAGCCUGGAGCUGCAGCCACUGGAACCCAACGAUCCGACGGGCGGACGCAAUCCCCAGCAGCAGGAGACACUGAUCGUCCAGGCAGGUGGACUGCUGGACAGUCUAGCCGAGGCCCUAGAGAGCACGGAGUUCAAGUUCAGUGAGCCCUACGAUUCGACGCUGUCGGACGUGAUCAAGUUGCUCAGCGAAAUGGACUUCGAGUCGCUGAAGAAGCUUUACCGGGAGGUGGACAUUGGCACCUCGUACCGCCAGGAGACCAUCCGGAAUAUAUUCCACGAGAUCAUACCCCGCAUCGGCACCAAGGCCUCGGUGUUUCUCACCCACCACCUCAUCGUACGGAAGAUGACCAAGCCGCAGAUUGCCGUGCAGCUACUUAUUCCCAUGCCAUUCCACAUAUUUGAACUGUCGGCGGAGCUGGUCCACGUGUGCGAGGACUUCUUGAAGAUUGGACCGGAUCGCCCGGACGUGCGACAGGCGGCGAUCCUCAGUUUUGCCACGCUCGUGCACAAUGUCUAUGUGGCACGAGGAAUCGACAAGGAUGAGUUCGAAGAGUAUGUUCAGAAGUACUUUAAUGCAUAUUUGAAUGACCGCGACUUUGAGCAGAAGAUGCUGUACCUGCAGGGCCUGAACAACCUACAGCUGGGAAACGUGGCCAACUACUUGGAGCCGAUUGUUCAGGAUCCCAAUGAGAAUGAGGAUCUUAAGUUUAUGGCUGCCUGGACCACGCUGCCGCUGGCACCCACCCGACCCGAGCGUAUCUACGAGAUCUAUUGGCCGAUUUUUGAGUCGCGCAACGCCAGUUUGGAGCUGCGUGUGGCGGCUGUGACCCUCCUGCUGAUCUCCAAUCCCACUGCAGCACGACUGAUCAGCAUCCAUCGCAUCAUACAGAGCGAAACGGAUCCGCAUAUGAUCAACUAUUACCGCACGACGGUCACCAGCAUAUCGGAGACCACGUAUCCAUGUUACCAGCAUCUACGACGCCUGCUUUCCUACAUGCAUCGCCAUCUGCCCCAGAAGCCAGAGCCACGUUAUUGGGUGACCGGUAAUUAUAUCUUCGACUACCGCGACUCCAAGUUCGGCAUCGGGGCCAUGCUGCAAGUCUUUUUAGUGGGCGAUCCCAAGUCGGAUAUGCCUGUGGUCGCCUUCUUCAAGUUCGAUACGGAAGCCCUAGGGAAAUUCACGGGACAACUGGCGUUGUACAUCAAGGCGAGAGGGCUGCCGGAUGCCGUACUGAACGCGAUGCAGUCGAGGAACAGCAGCGAUCCGUUCACUUACAAGAGCAUCAAGACUCUGCUGAGUAUGCUGCAGGCACCCGCCAUCAAUUCAAAGAAUCUGCAUCUAGAGUUUAUACUGCAAAUGGAGGGCAAGACAGUGCUGUCGUACUUCCUCAAUCAACGCAUGUUCACACAGUUGACAUACGAGAACCUUUUGGAGCGCCUGCAGCAGAUCAUUCGCACUGACAGUCACAUCAACAUGCAGACCGUCCGCUGGCCCUUCAUGAAUCGCUAUUCAGUGCCCACUGUGCUGGGUACCGCAUCGGAUGUGCUGCUGCAGACAACGGUGCUCACCUCGCUGCGUGGCAACAUCACGGAGCAACGCACACCGCCCAUAUCCAAGCAUACACUGGAGAUCGAUGCAAGGUACUCCUCGUAUGCCUCUGUUAGGAGUCGCAGCUACAAUCCGUUCUUGAAUCUCGAUCACGAGAUAAACCGAGAACAGGGCUUCCUCAUAUACAUUCCGUUCAGCAAUGAGCUCAACCUCAAUACCAGUGGCAGCCCGUGCACUCGGUAUUCGUUCUCGCGGCCACAGAACCUCACCAGCGGUCUGUCCUUCAAAUCACGGGCUGUGACCAAGACGCGCGGUCUCAUUACAAAGACUGCAACGGCUCCCUUUGAGGAGAUUAUGCUUCCCGAAAGGAGUAAUGAUGUGUUUCAGUUCCUCACGUAUACCAUUCCGGACCUGGGCGUCCAGCUGGCCAUCAAUACGAAUCUCAACGAACUGAUCAAGUAUCGUGGGAUGCUACUCAAAUCAGAGUUUAUAGAGAAUGGCUUCUCACGGAACAUGAUUGUCAGCCUGCUGAUGUAUGUCUUUGGCUUCACACAAUUGAGUUCCAUUCAUCUGGGUCACGAUCGCAACUUUACGCUCUUGAUGUACAAUGAAAAUGCCACCAAACUGGAAGGCAGCUUCUGUGCGGACGAUGUUUUGAAGACGGCUGACCUAAAGGGCCGACAGAUUGCCCUGACGCUCCAGCACACGGACGAGACCCAGAAUGUGGAUGCACUGCAUAGCUGGAACAUUACACUGGAUGUGCAGACCUCCACGAAAUCCAGUUGGUUCAAGGUGAUUGGUCAAAUACAGCGCAACUCCAAGGAUGAUGAGGAGGACUGGAAGGCCUGCACCAAGUUGACCUAUGAACCGCUGGUCUUCACCAAACGACCUCACACACUCAACGGCAAUGUGGUGUUUGGCCUGGCCACCGAGGAGGGCGCUUGCCCCGAACACGGAUCCACAGUGCAGUUUGCAGCACGUGCUGGUCCCUCGGAGCAUGCCAGGGCCUUUCUGCGUUCGGACAAGAUCUCGCUAACAGACACCGACUUCUGUCCCAAGGAGGUGCUCAAGUUCUCGCCCAUACCCACAUCCAAGUAUUGCAAGCGCAGCAAUUUCGAGAACUUUACCUCGAUAACGCAGUACGAUAUGGAUCUGAAAUUUAAUAAUAUGCCUGCGUGGUUUGAGCUGUGGUCCAAUCGCUUGGAUCACCUUGUGUCGGCAUUGUCUGCGCACAAGGUGGACAGCCUGCACAUGAGCCAGGAGAUUAAUAUCACAAUGCACACGCCCAACGACUACUUCUGGCUGACGGUGGAGGUGAACGGCGUCAAUUGGCGCAUCUACCACAUUCCCUUCCUCUACAAGCUGGACUCCAAGUUCGAUGCUUCGCACGAGUUGACCUAUGACUCUGGACUAAAACGCUCCUGUUCGGUGAUCAAUGGGAUGAUCAACACCUUUGACGAUUAUCUGAUCAAUCUGGGGGAGAUUAUCACGCAGCCGGAGUGUCUGACGCUGCUGGUGGCCGACUGUUCACCGCUGCCCAAGAUGGCUGUGUUCCUUACGCCCUCGCCGACCCAUGGGCUGGCCAGCAACUACGGCCUGCGCAUCCACAUUGGCCGGAACUACUUCAAUCUACACUCGCGGACAGACAACAGCAGUCAGCCGAAUGACGAGCCCGUGUUCAUUUAUGUCAACCAGGACCAGACGCCGCACGACGUACGCCAGCAGCCCUACCAAUGGCCCAUCGAGGACAGUGACUACGAUUUUCGUGUGGAACUCAACGAACAAAACAUUCUGAUCGUCGAGUGCUCGCAGAUAAGUGCCACCAUCCAGUUCGAUCUGUUCAACAUCUUCAACUUUGAGAUCUACGGCGUCUACAAGCACCAGAUGUGUGGUUUGUGCAGCAAGCCACUGAAUCGUAUGCGGAACUAUACACUCUGCGAGCCUGAGAUGAUCAGCAGUAGUACUCCUCUCCCAGCGCCGCUGCAUGAAAAUUCCACCGAAAAAGUCGUAGUUGUAUAAGCAAGACGUAUGUGUGUGUGUCUCUAAACUAAAAUAAAUCCAAAAGAGGAGCCCUAUUGGAGGAGCUUUUGAAUCCUAUUUAACUUCAA
Molecule: messenger RNA, 4762 nt
Organism: Drosophila pseudoobscura
Lineage: Eukaryota; Metazoa; Arthropoda; Insecta; Diptera; Drosophilidae
Gene: cv-d
Product: crossveinless d
Exons: 15
Coding region: 258-4673 (1471 amino acids)
Biological process (GO): lipid transport
Molecular function (GO): lipid carrier activity
Source: RefSeq, a predicted model, not a curated record